UAUGUGACGGUCAGUUUUCGACCGACAAGCGAGAGAGAAGGUUGUAAAAGUAGCUCCAAGAAAAGUGAUUAAUUCCGACCAAAAUCUGCAUUGGAUAUUUAGAAGAAAUGGUGGAUAUCAAAGGAAACCAAGAAUUUUUCAAAUUUUUAGAAGAUGGCGAGAAUCAUUUUCUUGGUGGCGACUGGAUUUCGCAGUAUGACACCCAUGAUAAUGCCGAUUACAACUUUGCAGAAGAAGUUCAAAGUGUGCCCGAYCUUGGGACAAUUCCAUUCUUAAAUCAGUCAAACUACUCUACAAUUGGGUCUGCGCCUGGAUGGAUGUCUGAGAACUUUCAAAACAGUGGCAACUUUACGAUGACAGGAGAGAGUGGAGAUGCGCAGGUUGGUAAAAUGGAGAUCCCAGAAUACAGCCCUGCACCUUCUACCAGCAGCUCUUUUUUUGCCUACAGCGAAGCAGAAAAUAGACCCGAACCAAGAGAUGAGGCAUACAACACGAUAAUUUCAUCGCUUGGAAUUACAGAAGAAAGGCUUCAAAAGUUUAGUGUCAAGGAACUUAACCGAUUUCUAAAAUCAAAUGGGCUGACAAAGGAAGAGCAACAAUGUGUUAAGAACCGCCGCAGGACUUUAAAAAAUCGAGGCUAUGCUCAGAACUGUAGAAUUAAGAGGAUAAAUAUCAAAAAGUCUUUGGAGGUUCAAAAUAAUGACCUGCUACAAGAGUUAGGCCAGCUGAGGGCUGAGCUGGAAAAGGCAAAGAAAGAGAAGAGUUUCUACAAGUCCAAACUGGUACAACUCGCCAAAUAUUUGAAGGAUCAUAAAUAAGUAAAGGUGGCAUAAACUAAAAUCAUGAAAACACGUUGUAAGUACUGUAGUACAAAACGUACACUCAACUAUUAAACACCACGCUCAGAUGACAGCGCACGCUGUCAGUCCGUAAUGGAACACAACGUCUAAGGAAACCGUUCAACUGUUGGAUUGCCAGGUUCCCAUAAAAUUUUAUUUGCACUAUGAACAGCUUUACUGAACGAUUUUUAAUCUUCUAGUUUUUAAGUUCAUGUUUGUAAAUAUUAGUUUGCCGCGCUCGGGAGAACGUAGCCUGAACGUAAUCAGAACGUUGGUUAGAAGAGAUAUUGYGUGACACGACAUGCUUGAACAUGCCCAUGAAAAACAAAGGUACUAAAAUAUUCAUGUAAUCCUGAACCUGUUGCCCAAACUUGUCAUCUUGUGAUGAUC
Messenger RNA from Actinia tenebrosa (Australian red waratah sea anemone), 1229 nucleotides. RefSeq lists its product as uncharacterized. NCBI's taxonomy places the organism in Eukaryota, Metazoa, Cnidaria, Anthozoa, Actiniaria, Actiniidae. The record is from RefSeq and is a predicted model, not a curated record. Gene Ontology annotation, molecular function: RNA polymerase II cis-regulatory region sequence-specific DNA binding; DNA-binding transcription factor activity, RNA polymerase II-specific. Gene Ontology annotation, biological process: regulation of transcription by RNA polymerase II. Gene Ontology annotation, cellular component: nucleus.